CAGAGACGAUCUUUGGUGGUACUCUUUGCUCUGACGCGGCUUUCUGGCUGCUGGACUGUCAAGGAAGGAGACUCGCAUCUCUUCUUCUGGAUGAAAAGUCUCCACAGCGGAAAGACUGAAUGAUAGGAGAUGAGACUCUGCGGCCGUAGACCACAUCAUGAGUAUCCAGAGUCUGGGUGGAGCUAUAGGGGAGUCCCUGGGCUCUAGCCUGACAGUGCGUAUGAGCGGAGCAAGUGGCGGGUGGAGUGCUGUCUCCCUGAAGCCUGUUUCCUCCGGCCGCUUUGCCUCGCUCUUCCAGACUAUGGUUCCCACUGGUUAUACUAAGCUACAGGAGGAGCGGCUGGCCAUGGUGGAUCUUGGAGCGAAACCAGAGGUCGGCCCACUCCAGAACGGCUACAGACAAGAGACAUCACACAUAGAAGGCCGACGGCUCCUGGACCGGGCCUCUCGGUCCUCUGUGACUUUAUCUGAUUGUGGAGAUGGGGGUUACUCUGAAACAGAGCCCAUGCUGGCCGAGAGGAGGCUCUCUGGGGAGGAGGCAGACGCAGAGGAGGAAGAGGAUGAGGAGGAAGAGCUGGGAUCCAACGUGCAGAACAUGCCCAAGGAGUCGCCUCUGGCCAUGGCGCUGCAGAUAUUAUUGCCUUUCCUGCUCGCCGGAUUUGGAACUGUAUCAGCUGGAAUGGUGCUGGAUAUUGUGCAGCACUGGGAGGCAUUUCAGUACAUCACCGAGAUCUUCAUCCUGGUUCCUGCUCUGCUCGGCCUCAAGGGAAACCUGGAGAUGACUCUGGCCUCAAGGCUGUCCACAGCGGUGAACGUGGGCAAGAUGGAUUCUCCCAUAGAGAAGUGGAAUCUAAUCAUAGGUAACCUGGCACUAAAGCAGGUUCAGGCCACUGUGGUGGGUUUCCUGGCUGCCGUAGCAGCCGUGGUUCUCGGUUGGAUCCCGGAGGGGAAGUUCCAAAUGAGCCAUGCUGUGCUGCUGUGCUCCAGCAGCGUGGCCACGGCCUUCAUAGCCUCCCUGCUACAGGGUAUCAUCAUGGUCGGUGUAAUUGUGGGUUCAAAGAAGACGGGCAUCAACCCAGACAACGUAGCUACACCUAUUGCCGCCAGCUUUGGUGACCUCAUUACCUUGGCGAUCCUGGCCUGGAUAAGCCAGGGCCUCUACAAGUGCCUGGAUUCCUACCCAUAUGUGUCGUCACUGGUUUGCGCCUUCUUCAUGUGUCUGACUCCCCUGUGGAUCGUCAUCUCCUCCAAGCACCCAGCCAGCCGCACCCUGCUUUACUCCGGAUGGGAGCCAGUCAUCACUGCCAUGGUCAUCAGCAGCAUCGGGGGGCUCAUCCUGGACAAAACAGUGUCUGACCCAAAUCUGGCUGGCAUCGUAGUGUACACCCCAGUUAUCAAUGGAAUCGGGGGUAACCUGGUGGCUAUUCAGUCCAGCAGGAUCUCCACUCACCUGCAUUUCCACUGCGCUCCUGGGGAGGUUCCUGACGAGGCCAAAGGCUGCUACUACCCCUGCCGCACAUUCUGCGGUACAGGAGCCAAUCAUCGCUCCGCUCAGGUGCUUGUCCUUUUGGUGAUUCCUGGUCACCUGAUCUUCCUCUAUACCAUCCACCUGAUGAAGAGCGGACACACCACCCUGACACCCAUCUUUAUGUCCGUCUACCUGGCUGCUGCUUUGCUCCAGGUGUUGCUGCUGUUGUCCAUAGCAGACUGGAUGGUACACUCCAUGUGGCGGAGUGGCAAAGAUCCGGACAGUUUUUCCAUCCCUUACCUGACAGCUCUGGGUGACCUGUUGGGCACCGCCCUGCUGGCACUCAGCUUCCACUUCCUGUGGGUCAUAGGAGACCAGGACAGCGACGUGGGCGACUGAGGAGGCCUUUAAAAGUAAGGCAUCGGCAGGAACCGGGAAACCUGCUGUUUGCCAUCCGACUUCUCACGCCCCUAAGCCUUGUGGGAAUGCGGUUGUUCUCUUUGGCCGACCAGCACAUUCCUCUGCUUCACUUCACUUAAACCACACGAUGGCUUGAAAACUAUUUUCUGCUCCUGGCUUUAUUUUCUACACCCAAAAGACAUUAUAUUCCAUAAAUUUAGACUGUUCUCAGUACAGAUUGUGAUCUGCAUAGUUUGCACCAAAGCACUUGCAUAUCAGAUUGCUGGUCUUGUUCAAAGAAGCAGGAAAACACUAGCCACCAACCACAUUGCUGAGGAAACCUUGCUGCUGUUGGCAAGGUGAUCUGCUCUAAUGUCAGAGGACUAAAAGACAAAAGAGUCUCUUGGGCAGGUAGAUAUUUUGCCGAUUUACAACCCACAAAGAUUUGUUACCCGCCUUUUGUAUAACUGCUUUGCUCCAUCAAGUCGGAGGAUGGACACAGAGACUGCUGGGGUGGAGACAGGACAGUUUGUCCAUGGUCAGCUUGUGAACACACACUUUGAACUGCCAUGUUAGCAGGUCUACCCGCACCAGACCAACAGUUAAAAGGGAGAAUUUGUGUCGAUGGUACGAAGUCCAAAUUUUUUUCUGUCUACCUUUUUUUUGUUUUUUGUCGUUUUUGGUGUCCAGGCUUAGUACAGUAUGUGCUCUAUCCAUACAGUACAGUUAUAAUUUUCCUAUUUCAGUAUUUUCCCACAAUGUUCUCCACAACAAUAAGGCUGAAAUCUUUUCAACUUUUUUCCCAUUUUAAUAACAGGAUCUUGAAACAGGCAUUCCCAGCCUUUGUCCACAAGUAAAACAGUCUUUAUAAGCUCCUCUAAAGAGACUGGCCUGAUAUUUAUGAAACUUGGUGGUAGGGUGUAGCAUGGGACAAGGAACAACCCAUUCAAAUCUGUUGAUAUGAAUCACAGGGUGGAUACAUACAUUUCAUUUCAUUUCAUUCACACUGAGAGAUAGGUCAGUUGUCUAAGGCAGAAUGAACUGCUUUGUCGCAUGCAUUAACCCGGCAUUUUUAAAGUGAAUAACGUGCACAGGAGCAUAGACAAAAUAAUCAAACCAAGUACCAUGGUACCAGUUUGUGGCCUUAACUGACCUCUUGCUAAACCCUUCCAUUGAAGAGCAACUGUCCAAUCAUAACGUAGCAACUGUAACAAAGUAUGUUAGGUCUGUGCAACAAGCCACGUGUUGAAGGGGGGCAUGCAUGGAGCUGUAGUUUGCAGUGGUACUCGGAGUGAGGGUCAGUAAUGGAAUAAGUGUGUUUAUCUGAUCUACUAUAAGCUGCAAUCGUUAGCAUGACUGACUAACUAGCUACCUACAGUAAUAACUGAGCAUUCAUUUCAUUAACUUGCAUUACUUAAUAAGUUCACAGAUAACAUUAAAGUUCCCCACCGGGUGGAAAGCUGUCCCCGGUUGCUAUCAGCGUUUACUUUAUACUGAGAUGCAUCACAUUGCACGACAACAUCACACUUGACCCAGAGGCAGCUAAUCAAACAGAUCAAAAGGUUAGCAGUUCUGUCGUGCUCUACAGUCCACAAACCUGAGCAGCAUUACCCAAGGUACCAUUACUUCACACACUGGUUAGGCCUCAUCCCAAAAUGAUGGUUAUGUUGGAAAGAAAUAACUGAACUUCCAUUUUUUGCUUCACUCAAAUAACAAUAUGACCAGCUCCACACUGCAAUACAAGAACAAUGAUGUUUCUUUAUUUAGUGUUACAUGUCUUUUACAUGGAUUAUUAACUGGUAAGGUUGACAGCUUACUGACAAAGACUGGCAGCUUUAACAUCAGUUUUUUUGGCCAUCAGUAAGUAAAUUUGCCAUCAUUCUCCUCAAACUACAUGUGGCUGUGAGAACAGAAAGCUCGGCAGGCGUCGUAGCUAGGAGCCUUUUUGUGUUCCUUCUUUCUUUGCAGUCAUUCACAUUUUCUGCCUCCUGUUACAUUCUGUAAAUGUUAACAGCACUUCUCUGUAAAACAAACCACGAAGGCCUUCACUCUCAUUUCCUCUGUUUGUUUGUCCACUGUGUUAUCCUCGGUGAGGGGGUCUGGUUGUGGAGGGGUUCCGGUGGAUGUUUGCUAAUUAUGUGCUGUUCACGGAUGCAUGUAUGCAUGGACACAAUGAAUCGGUUUUCCUUUCAGAUUAGUCAGAUUUUCUGCUCACGUUUGACUAAUCAGUUUAAACCCAACCUGAUCAAAUGUCAGAUUUCUGCUCGAUUUUGUUCCCUUUUUCAGAGGAUGUCAUGUUUAGAUACGAUCAGAGGACAUUGAUCCAGAUGAAGCACCCUGAUUAUUAAAUGAUUCCCUCUGACCGCAGGAGAAAUAACAUCUCACUUCAAAAUCAAACCUUUGAUCACGUUUUUAAUCUGAUCAUUCAGCUGCAUACUGUGUGCAUGUGAACGUAGCCAGCGGCUCUCUUCAACUCCCAUAUGUGCCUCUUGAGACUCACUGGUUACCAAGGUAUUUUUCUGUCAUGCCAUGAAUGCAAUUAAGUUUCUACAGCGUUUUAAAACUGUGCAAUGAUUUUCCUUUUGUACUCUCAACUACUACUACUACUACUCAACGACGACUAUUGUAUUUUUGAGAGAGAGUUUUAUUCCAAAAUGAGAUAUCCGACUUUUUAAUCACAGACAUGAAAUUAUUUACAGUUGUCAGCAUCUACAGGAUGCCAUCAAUUUGGUACAAAGUGGGAUCAUUUCCUUUUGGUAUGAAACAUUUGCGUUUGCUUUUGUGGCUCACAUGGGCCGAAAAUGUCUAAAUAAAUGUCUUUUGAAUUGA
Larimichthys crocea (large yellow croaker) is the source of this 4696-nucleotide messenger RNA. It is a transcript of the gene slc41a2b, whose product is annotated as solute carrier family 41 member 2b. Lineage: Eukaryota; Metazoa; Chordata; Actinopteri; Sciaenidae. The record is from RefSeq and is a predicted model, not a curated record. The coding region runs from base 158 to 1867 and encodes 569 amino acids. The transcript has 11 exons. Gene Ontology annotation, molecular function: monoatomic cation transmembrane transporter activity. Gene Ontology annotation, cellular component: plasma membrane. Gene Ontology annotation, biological process: monoatomic cation transport.